AUGACUACCAGUCCGACCUGCGUUUCUUCACUUCUCAACAUGUCCUCCUCCAGAAUAAAAAUCCCAGAAACCCCGUUGGCCAAAAUCAGUCCUUGUUCAAGGAAAAAAUCGGUUUUCAAUCGUUUCCGUCCCAUAAAAUCCAUUUCCACUUCAAUUGUUGAUAACCCAUCAGCCACAUUUUCGUCGUCUAGGUCUAUCGAUUCAGCUACAAUCUUCAAUUCGUUGAAUCUUGACCAAGACAGUAUCACUUAUCAAGAGGCUGAAAAUGCUGAGUCGAAAACCGGGGCUAAGAUCAAGGUCAAGGUGCCACUCAAAGUGUAUCACGUGCCCAAAACUCCCGAAUUCGAGUUGAUGGGUAAAGUUGGAGUUUUGAAGCAGUACGUUGGGGUUCAUAAGGGGAAAAAGAUAUCGGCUAAUUUGCCGUAUAAAGUGGAAUUUGUAGCUGAUGGUGUUCUGGGUCGUGAUGGCAAUCUGAUGAAAUUCACUGCACACCUUAAGGAAGAUGAGUUCGAGUUUCUUGACUGA
This is a messenger RNA of Olea europaea var. sylvestris, 525 nucleotides long. RefSeq names its product ferredoxin-thioredoxin reductase, variable chain-like. Gene Ontology annotation, biological process: photosynthesis. NCBI's taxonomy places the organism in Eukaryota, Viridiplantae, Streptophyta, Magnoliopsida, Lamiales, Oleaceae. The record is from RefSeq and is a predicted model, not a curated record. The transcript has a single exon. Bases 1 to 525 code for a protein of 174 amino acids.